Messenger RNA from Maniola jurtina (meadow brown), 1518 nucleotides. It is a transcript of the gene Orc5, whose product is annotated as origin recognition complex subunit 5-like. Gene Ontology annotation, molecular function: DNA replication origin binding. The record is from RefSeq and is a predicted model, not a curated record. Gene Ontology annotation, cellular component: nucleus; nuclear origin of replication recognition complex. Gene Ontology annotation, biological process: DNA replication initiation; DNA replication. The transcript has a single exon. Bases 76 to 1467 code for a protein of 463 amino acids. Lineage: Eukaryota; Metazoa; Arthropoda; Insecta; Lepidoptera; Nymphalidae.
GACACUUGCGAUUCAGUUGACAGUUGAGUCAGUUGAGCACGUUGUUACAUCGCUGUUUUUGUUUAUUUGGGAAAUAUGGACGAAAUAUAUGAAAAAGUGCCUUGUAGAAAGACCCAGCUUCAAGAUUUGUUGGAUCUUUUGGGUGAAGACGAUGAACCGCUUCCAGUUUCAGUAUUUAUCAGCGGAGACAUGGCUACUGGAAAAAGUCUUUGUGUUAACACAGUGCUGCAGUAUUUAGGUUUCAAACACGUUAUUAUAAACUGCAUCGAGUGUUACACACCGAAGAUUAUGUACGAGGCUAUUUUAACAGGGCUUUACGACAAUCAGGUAGAUAUCAAAUGCGAUUCUUUAUGGGAAUUGAUGAAUAACCUAAACGCAUACAGCGCUGAACAAACUCGCUACGAGCCGAUCGUGUUGGUGUUCGAUCGAGCAGAAAGGUUUCAGAAUAUGGAUCAAAGCAUCAUGCCCACGUUUUUAAGACUGCGCGAGUUUUGCAGCCUGAAUAUUUGCACAUUUUUCAUUACUUAUCUCAUUUACGACAACUUCUACUUCAAAACGGGAGUCCGAAAUCCUAUAACGAUGUACUUCCCAAACUACAAUAAAGACGAACUGUUCAAAAUCAUAUUUCUGCAUCAGAAAGCGUUCGUGCGUCACGUGACGAGCAAUCACAUUGUUGAUCACGGUAUUAAAGAAGAUCUUGAACGGCCAGAGUUGUUUGAAAACUUUCUUAAUGCAUUCUUGAGCGUGUUCUACCGACCGUGCCGGGAUUUAAUCGAGUUACAUUACAUGGCGAAAGUAAACUUCGCCAAAUACUGUGAACCGAUCAUACGAAACGAAAUCAAAUCAACUGAUUUACCAAAGUUGUGGCGCCACAUUGCACCCAUACUCAAAGAAAGCUUAGAAUUACUCUACUUAAGAAUACACACAUCAACUCCUAGGACAACAUCGGCCGGUAAAGAUAACAAUGAGUCGACAGAACUACAGAACUUGAACUUUAAAAAUACAUUAAAAGAAGAACUAUUAUCAACUAAAGCAUUUGCACAAAGUUUUGAACUCCCAUUCUAUUCGAAAUUCCUUUUAAUUGCUGCUUAUUUAGCAAGUUACAACCCACCGAAAGAAGAUAAGAGAUUGUUUAUGAAAAAUCAUGGAAAACAAAGAAAAAGGAUGCAGCAAGUUAAGGCGAAGGCUAAAAUUACUGAAAAACUAAAUACACAACUCGGACCUAAAGUCUUUACAUUGGAUAGAUUGCUGGCAAUCUUUUACGCUAUAUUAGAGGAGAAAACUGGUUUAACAAGUAAUCUAUUGUCUCAAAUAGCCACUUUGGUGGAAUUAAAGUUGCUUGCAGGCAGCAAGGAAAUAGAUUUGGACACUCCUAAGUAUAAAUGCAUUGUUGGUUACGAUUUUAUUUCUGCAGUUGCUCAAACAGUCGGUUUUAAUGUUAGGAAAUAUUUGUACGACUUCAUUUAAGCAAAGAGUUGUUUUUUAAGUUUGAGCUAUUUCAAUACAUAAUUUAUUAUA